Messenger RNA from Osmerus eperlanus (European smelt), 1537 nucleotides. RefSeq names its product neuropeptide FF receptor 1-like. Gene Ontology annotation, cellular component: plasma membrane. The record is from RefSeq and is a predicted model, not a curated record. The transcript is spliced from 3 exons. Gene Ontology annotation, biological process: regulation of MAPK cascade; cellular response to hormone stimulus; regulation of adenylate cyclase activity. Gene Ontology annotation, molecular function: peptide binding; opioid receptor binding; neuropeptide receptor activity. Lineage: Eukaryota; Metazoa; Chordata; Actinopteri; Osmeriformes; Osmeridae. Bases 129 to 1304 code for a protein of 391 amino acids.
GCAAAUUAUGCGUAUUGAAAACUUAACGCUGAUAUCGUCAAGAUUCGAAGAAAAUAAUUUACACAAUCUUACUCAUAUCAGUUAUUUUGGUUUUCUUUCAGAAAUUACCAGUAGCCUAUCUGAGUUACAUGGAUUUUGAAAAGGCGUACAGCACUGUGCACCUGGAUGGUACACGAGAAUAUUCUUUCUCUUCCUACUACCAGCAUUGCUCAUCUGUGGCUGCUGUGUUUAUCUUUGCAUAUACUUUGAUUUUCUUUGUGUGCAUGAUCGGCAAUACUCUUGUCUGUAUAAUUGUUUUGAAAAACAAACAGAUGAGGACCAUUACAAACAUUUUCAUUCUUAAUCUGGCUAUAAGUGACCUUCUGGUUGGCAUAUUUUGCUUGCCUAUCACCCUUGUGGACAACUUGAUAACAGGUUGGCCAUUUGAUGAGGUAAUUUGUAAAAUGAGCGGACUGAUAAAAGGAGCUUCUGUGUCAGCAUCUGUGUUUACGCUGGUGACCAUUGCAGUGGAAAGGUUUCGUUGUAUCAUCUACCCCUUUCAGAAGAAGCUGACCCUGAGACAAGCAAUUGUCAUCAUUGUGUUUAUCUGGGCCUUAGCUGUGAUCAUCAUGUGUCCGUCUGCCAUCACACUUACAGUCUCCCUGGAUGAUUAUCACCUGAUGGUGGACACCGACAACAGCACCUACCCCAUGUAUACUUGCUGGGAAGCCUGGUCUGACCAGGGGAUGAGAAAAAUAUACACCACAGUCCUCUUUUUCCACAUCUACCUUGGGCCUGUUAGCCUGAUUGUCAUCAUGUACAUUCGGAUUGCCUUGAAAAUCUUCAAGUCCCCCUCUGUAGGUGUCGCUCCCAGUGAGCACAACCGACAACAGGGCUACAGGAGAAAGACUAAGGCCAUCUACAUGCUUCUGAUUGUGGCCUUGCUAUUUACUUUAUCCUGGCUGCCUCUGUGGAUCCUUAUGAUGCUGACAGACUAUGUCAACUUAACCACCAGCCAGCUCAAUGUGGUUGCCAUGUACAUUUUUCCGUUCGCACACUGGUUGGCAUUCUUUAACAGUAGUUUAAACCCUAUUAUCUAUGGAUAUUUUAAUGAGAACUUCAGACGUGGUUUUCAGGCAGCCUUUAAGUUUCAGCUUUGCCUGUUCAGGUGGGGUCUCUCUGGUGACCCAGCAGUCAGAGUCACCGGUGCUUGGACUCACAACCGUGUGUUUGUGAAACAUGAGCGCAGUUGUCAAAGAGACAAGGGAAGAACGAAGUGCUGGGAGGAGAAACUAAAUGAACUUUUGCUGGAGGACCUAAACUAAGCUUGUCACUAUUUCAUGUUAUUUGAGCUUUCUGAAAGUGCCAGUAAUAUUGUCUGUGGAGAAAAUACAUUGUGAUUCAUUGUGAUUGAAUGGAUUUUUUCUUACUUCUUUCUUUCUGCAUUUCUGCAUGCAAUUGUAAUGUGUGAAAAAGUUUGCUUUUAUGGGAGUUAUCAGUAGAUGUAUGUAACAAAUAAUACCUGUAGAUGUCACAUAUAAAACCACACAGAAAUAGU